Pocillopora verrucosa is the source of this 2465-nucleotide messenger RNA. Lineage: Eukaryota; Metazoa; Cnidaria; Anthozoa; Scleractinia; Pocilloporidae. The record is from RefSeq and is a predicted model, not a curated record.
AAAACACUUACCGGUCUCAUUUAAAUCCUAACGGCGAAGAAGAUUCUAACCGUUGCACUUCUCUUUACGUCUGUUGCCUUGAAAGCAACCACAAGUAUUGUCAGUUAUGCUCCGAAAAGAAACACUGAGUUGAAAAAACGAAAAUUUCAAACCUCCGUGAGAAACGCGACCUAAACGAACAUGAGGAAAAUAGGUAAAGUUAUGCAGCAUCGACCAGAUAGUUUGUUUUCGUGGUUCGUUUGCGUUUGCGCCUCUUUGUGUCAAGGACUGGACCUUGGUUUUGCAGUUAGCUAUGGAGUUUUGCUUCCUGAAGUUAUGGACGAGUUUGGGGAAAGCCGGCAAAAAACUGUUUGGGUCGGAUCUAUUGCAUUUGGAUUGACCUUUUUCCUCGGUCCGCUGGCGUCGUUUCUCUGUCAAAUGAUUGGAUGUCGCUUCCCUGCCAUGCUUGGAUGUUUACUGUGUGGUACAAGCUUUUUGCUAACUGCACAUGCGACCAGUCUUCAGUGGAUGUUUUCCACAUAUGGCUGUUUGUAUGGUUUGGGUUCUUCGUUACUAUUUUCAUCUUACCUUCUCAUAACAGCAAAGAACUUUUGUAAAUGGCGGUUUCUCGCAGUAGGGAUCGUUUCAGUCGGGGGUAGCAUUGGAGUCCUAAUUCUGGGCCCAGUGCUACAGCUCCUGAUAGACAAUGUAGGCUGGAGAGGAACAUACAUGAUGAUGAGUAUACCCUUUUUUGUGAUGGCGCUUAUUUGUGGUGCUACAUUUAGUGAUCCUAUUGUCGAUUUUUCGAGAGCCGAAGAGUCUACCAUAUCUCUGAUGGAAAUAGAAACAUUAAAGAAAGAUACUGAAAUUUCAGUAAUUGAUAGACAUCGAGAGGACGUCAAUUUAAAAACAGAAAGAGAUUACAUUAACGAGGAUUGCUAUGGAGUGGAGCAAAAGCUUAAUAGAACUAGAUCUCUGCAAGCAGUGGUAGUCAAAGCUAGCUACCUAAAGGAUAAGAACAAUAAGAAUCCAAAUAAGACAGGAACAUUACGAAAGCUGUUGGACUUGUCUGUGUUCAAGGUUCCUUCUUACACUGUAGCGAUGAUAAGUCUUCUGUUGAUGAAUUUUGGACAUUAUGUACCUCAGCUAUACCUAGUAAAAUAUUGCCUCGAUCUCGGCAUUUCUGCUGAUUCAGCCUCCCAGCUUUUUAUUCUUCUUGGUUUAUCAUCCUCCGUUGCCCGCGUUAUAACUGGGAGACUGUGUGACGUAAAGUGGAUAAAUGUGAUUUAUAUUUACCAAUUUGGAGACCUGCUUAUCGGACUUGUUAUCAUUUCCCUCCUAUUGAUAAGAAGCUACACGGGACUUCAAGUUUUUUCUGUUUUUUACGGCGUUGGGGAUGGCAUCUUCACCACAACGAUGAACUCCCUCCUUGUGUUUAGUGUGGACGAGGAGCUCAGAGCAGCUGGAUUGGGCCUAGGUAAUAUGUUAUUGUCAUUGGGGAUAGUAGCCGGGCCUCCGGUUGCAGGACUCUUGGUGGAUAUGUCUGAUUGCUACACCUGGGCAUUUUUUAUGGCUGGUAUUGUGACACAAUUAGCUGGUCUGAUGCCGCUGGUUCUGUUCUUCUUUAAGAAAAAGAAAGACGAUGGCCCUAAGGGAUAUGAAAUCCGAGAAACGCGCUUGUGAUUGAACUCAAUGCUAGAAAUUUUUCCCAUGUGGUGGUUGUCAAAACGUAGGCAGAGAGAGAUAGGAUAAAGCCGAUCCCAAGGAGAAAUUUUCUUGCUUGGGGCUUAGGGGGGGGGGGGGUCUGUUUUGCAAUAUUUUGAAAUAAAGAGGCUCAGAAAUGCUCUUUUAAGCAUUUCCCGUGGCAUUUUUCUUCAGAAAAGUCAAUCUUGGGCGAAAAUCAAGACGAAGCAAUUGCCUCCUCUUGCCUCAUGCUAGCUAUGGCCCUGAAAAUACGCGCUUGAUUCGUGAAAAAGUGAGAAACAAUUUUCUUUAUCUUUUGCGUAUAAUGAUUUGGCCUAAACGUCCGCUGUAACUUAAUCAAGCGUAUCUUAUUUACAAGAUGCAAUGAAUUGCAAGUGAUGGUUAAUAUUUAAUAAUAGGGGAGUACACUUUACUUCAAUUUGUUUUUCCCAUCUUCUUUACUUUAACACAAUCGACGCUACGUGAGAGCGUCAUGAAAAUAUAAAACAGUGUAGCUGAUAGUGUCAUUAGCUGACAUCAUGCAAGCAACUGGCCUGGUGGAAACGAAUGGUGGUUUGCGACAAAAAGAAACCAAUUAAGGAGACCAAUAUGAUGAAAUAAUUUGUAUACAUUUAUUAUAGAAGGGAAGAAAUGCGCAUAUCUCGAUACUCGAUAAAGCCUUGUAUCUUCAAAUUUCCUUUGUUUCGCCUAAAUCUUGAUUUAUGUCUGACGUCAAAGAGAAAGAAACUAAUCUCUAUAUGGUGCGUUACCUUACAUAGCUAGGUGUUCCAUCACUAUUUAAA